AAUUUUUCAAUAAUAAAUGUGGGGAAUGUGAGCCGGGGAACUUCGUUCUGGUUGCAAACCAAUCAGAACUGCAAGAAAGGCCUGCACUUUCUACCUGGGGAAACUUACUUUAAUUUCUGCUCACAACUUGGUAUAAGGAUGGAAGAGGGGAGCGAAAUGAGGGGAAAAUAUGUGGCUGAUAUUUCCUCCAUAAGAGAAGCUCAAGAACGCAUCAAGUCAUUCAUACACAAAACUCCAGUCCUCUCAUCCGAAACUCUGAAUGCCGUUGCGGGGAGGAGGUUGUUCUUUAAAUGUGAAUUUUUCCAAAAGGGUGGAGCUUUCAAAUUCAGAGGUGCUUGCAAUGCUGUUCUUUCUCUAGAUAAUGAUCAAGCUGCUAAAGGCGUUGUAACACACAGCAGUGGUAACCAUGCUGCAGCAUUGUCCUUAGCUGCAAAACUACGGGGAAUUCCUGCUUAUAUUGUUAUUCCGGAAAGUGCUCCAAAAUGCAAAGUUGAGAAUGUCGUGCGUUACGGUGGUCAGGUUAUCUGGAGUGAGGCCACAAUGCAGUCAAGGGAGAGUGUCGCAAGCAAGGUAUUGCAAGAAACUGGUGCAGUUCUUGUCCAUCCAUAUAAUGAUGGGCGCAUUAUAAGCGGGCAGGGUACCAUAUCAUUAGAGCUUCUGGAGCAAGCCCCGGAAAUCGACACUCUCAUCGUUCCAAUAAGUGGAGGUGGUCUGAUAUCAGGGGUGGCAUUGGCUGCCAAGUCUAUCAAUCCCGCCAUUCGAGUUUUUGCUGCUGAACCUAGUGGAGCUAAUGAUGCAGCUCAAUCUAAAGAAGCAGGUAGAAUAAUCACGUUGCCUGAGACCAACACCAUAGCUGAUGGACUUCGAGCUUUUCUUGGAGAUCUUACCUGGCCCAUAGUGCGAGAUCUUGUUGAUGACGUCAUAACUGUGGAGGACAAGGAGAUAAUCGAAGCCAUGAAACUCUGUUACGAGAUUUUGAAGGUUGCAGUAGAACCUAGUGGAGCAAUCGGCCUUGCUGCUGUUUUAUCUGAUAAUUUCAAGAAAAAUCGUGCUUGGAAGAAUUGCAAUAACAUAGGAAUUGUACUUUCGGGAGGUAAUGUUGAUCUAGGCAAGCUAUGGGAUUCAUUUAAACAAUGAAAGUCAGCAACCAGCUCUUGUUUGAGCGCCAGCUAUCCUGUGCCCAAUGAACUGAUAUUUACCCUACUUGAUGAUGUAAUGAGAUUAUUUUGAGUAUUAUAUACUUUUUUGGCAAAGAAUAACCUCAUCCUUUGCUGUUAUAAUCA
Messenger RNA from Juglans regia (Persian walnut), 1283 nucleotides. RefSeq names its product serine racemase. The record is from RefSeq and is a predicted model, not a curated record. Bases 139 to 1137 code for a protein of 332 amino acids. Gene Ontology annotation, molecular function: pyridoxal phosphate binding; magnesium ion binding; D-serine ammonia-lyase activity. Lineage: Eukaryota; Viridiplantae; Streptophyta; Magnoliopsida; Fagales; Juglandaceae. Gene Ontology annotation, biological process: D-serine biosynthetic process; L-serine metabolic process; pyruvate biosynthetic process. The transcript has 7 exons.